CCAACUUGGAUGGGAUGGGGGAACGUUUUGUGGUGCAUAUCACUCCUCGACUCACAUUUAUAUUUGCAGCUACUUCUCGAUCUUAUCCAGCACCAACUUAAUCCACAGUUGACAGAAAGAAGUGAAGAAGGGAAUCUAAAACCAUGGAAGCUCGUUUCCUCACCUCAACUUCCUUUACCAAAACCAUACAACUUCUUCACUCAAACAAAUCUACGAUCCGGGUUCACCCUAAAGUAUAUGCUAAGCAAUUGAAGGGCAGAAAAGUUGGCCUGUUGUUUCCCGUAUCGUGUUGUCAUAUGGAGUCAUCGUCCUUGCCAUCUGAAGACAACAACACUGACUGGCGAUCCUUCAGAGCGAAAUUGGUAGCCGGAGAGCGAGCAUCAAGUUUCCAAGAGUCUACCUCAUAUGUUGAUCCAGAUGUCGUGGUGGAUGACCAUCCUCCACCCAUCUCAAUUGGUGACAAAUGGGCUCACUCUAUUCAUGAGCCUGAAAAGGGUUGCUUGCUCAUUGCUACUGAAAAGCUUGAUGGUGUCCACAUCUUUGAACGAACGGUGGUUCUGGUCUUGUCAAUGGGGCCCCUGGGACCAUCUGGGAUCAUUCUUAAUCGACCGUCACUUAUGUCCAUCAAGGAAACAAGGCCAACUAUGAUAGAUGUUGAGGGGACGUUCUCUGAUCGGCCAUUGUUCUUUGGUGGGCCACUUGAGGAGAGUUUGUUUUUGGUCAAUACUAAAGGGGGAAAUGAGGAUGGGGUGGAGAGGAGUGGGGUUUUUGAGGAAGUGAUAAAGGGCUUGUAUUAUGGAACAAAGGAGAGCGUGGGUUGUGCAGCUGAAAUGGUGAAGAGAAACGUAGUUGGGGUUGGGGACUUCAGGUUCUUUGAUGGGUAUUGUGGGUGGGAGAAAAAGCAACUUAGGGAUGAAAUCAGAGCUGGUUAUUGGAGAAUAGCAGCUUGUAGUCCAAGUGUGGUUGGGUUGGCCAGCGUUGGGAGUGUUGGGAUGUGGGAGGAGGUUCUUGGGCUUAUGGGCCCUAGAAAAGUUUGGUGAGACUUGAUCAAGAUUAUUUAUACUCUCUGUCACACCCUAAGAUAGGACUUAAGGAGAUGGGAGGGGUGUCGUGCUAGCGUUUACUAAACUAGGACAUUACUGGAAGCCUGUUUUAGCGUUUAAUAAAAUGGGAUGUGGAAAUUGGAAUGAUUUUUGCUUACAGAAAAAAGAAAGAAAUGUGGGAUAAAUUUAUAUGCAAAUUCAAAUCAAAGGGAUAUGAUUUUGCUGCAGAUAAUUAAAAAGGGCAUGUACGGUUCAAUAUACAAGUUAAUUUUAGAGCAUGUUGGGUAUUAUCAUUAUAUUUUUUCUUUUUUGUUUUAAUUUAUUGUAAUAAUUUAUUGAUUACAACAGUUAUUUCCCUUUGCA
This is a messenger RNA of Juglans regia (Persian walnut), 1406 nucleotides long. Its product is annotated as UPF0301 protein CHU_1773. NCBI's taxonomy places the organism in Eukaryota, Viridiplantae, Streptophyta, Magnoliopsida, Fagales, Juglandaceae. The transcript is spliced from 2 exons. The record is from RefSeq and is a predicted model, not a curated record. Bases 144 to 1040 code for a protein of 298 amino acids.